GCAGUCUUGCGAUAACAACAUAUAGUGGAUCACUAUAUUGACCAUCAUUUGAUAACAGCGCCUGCAAUAUUUGAAAUAUCUGAUGGUUGACUAUGCAAGCAUUCACACAAUUAUUUGAGCGAUCAGAGAGUGAGAAAUGGUUAGGGAAACAAAAACUACACCUGCAACAAUGAAUGGAGGAGAUGGAGAGUAUAGCUACAACCGCAAUUCCUCAACGCAGAGAGUAGCAAUUGAUCUUGUCAAGGAAUUGAUCACUGAAGGAAUUGCUACAAACCUUGAUCUGCUUCAACUCGGUUCGCCUUCGUCCCCGGAAAUAUUCAGGAUUGCAGAUUUGGGAUGCUCUGUUGGUCCUAACACAUUCAUAUCGGUACAGGAGAUCAUAGAUUCUGUGAAACUAAAAUACCCACAAGAAGAUAUUGAAUUCCAAGUCUUCUUCAGUGACCAAUUCUCCAACGAUUUCAACACACUCUUCAAGAAUCUUCCAUCUGAUAAGCAGUAUUUUGCAGUUGGCGUGCCGGGGUCUUUUUACGAUCGUUUGUUCCCUAAGAGCUCUCUCCAUUUCAUUCACUGCUCAUACUCCCUUCAUUGGCUCUCAAAUGCACCAAAAGAGUUGGCAAAUCAUGAAUCUCCUGCAUAUAACAGAGGAAGGGUCUAUUAUGCAACAGCCCCCACAGAAGUUGUUCAGGCCUACUCAACUCAGUAUGCCAAGGACUUCACAUCUUUUCUGAAUGCAAGAGCACAGGAGCUUGUCCAUGGCGGGCUCAUGGCGCUUGUAAUACCGGGUGUUCCAGACGGUAUUCCUCAUUCGCAGUGCAAUUUUGUUGCUCUUCAUGCUUUACUUGAAGCCUGUCUCAUAGACAUGCACCAUCAGGGCUCAAUCAGUGAAGCUAAGAUUGACUCCUUCAAUUUGCCAAUACACAACCCCACUGAAGCAGAGUUGAAGGGCCUGAUAGAGAAUAAUAAUAAUGAUUGUUUCAGCAUCGAAAAAAUGGAGUCAGUAAUCUAUAACGAGGAAGUAUUAGAUGUUACCGAACAAAUGGCAACUUCGCAUGUAAGAGCUGUCUGGGAAGGAGUUAUCAGUGACCACUUCGGAAAUGAUAUUGUUGACGAACUUUUUGAUCGGUAUGCAAAGAAAUUCACAGAGGCUUUCUUGAUUCCAGAGUCGACAAGCUACAAGCGUAUGGUUCUGAUAUUUGUGCUUCUCAAGCGCAACUUAUAAUGAAUUUGAUAUAUAAUCCAUCAGUUUCUGUCAAAACAAUACAAUCAAACUCAUUUGUCAAAGAAUACAGUGUAACAAUAUAUAUGUCUCUCUUGUGUUAUACAGUUGGUCUAAAAGUUCUGCAACUAGUU
Tripterygium wilfordii is the source of this 1350-nucleotide messenger RNA. Its product is annotated as loganic acid O-methyltransferase-like. The coding region runs from base 137 to 1219 and encodes 360 amino acids. Gene Ontology annotation, molecular function: S-adenosylmethionine-dependent methyltransferase activity. The record is from RefSeq and is a predicted model, not a curated record. The transcript has 3 exons. Lineage: Eukaryota; Viridiplantae; Streptophyta; Magnoliopsida; Celastrales; Celastraceae. Gene Ontology annotation, biological process: methylation.